AUGAGAUCAUCUACUUAUCUCAACAUUAUCGGUAGAAUCUCAUCAUCAUCAUCAUCAUCAUCAUCAUCAUCAUCAUCAUCAUCAUCAUCAUCAUCAUCAUCAUCAUCAUCAUCAUCAUCAUCAUCAUCAUCAUCAUCAUCAUCAUCAUCAUCAUCAUCAUCAUCAUCAUCAUCAUCAUCAUCAUCAUCAUCAUCAUCAUCAUCAUCAUCAUCAUCAUCAUCAUCAUCAUCAUCAUCAUCAUCAUCAUCAUCAUCAUCAUCAUCAUCAUCAUCAUCAUCAUCAUCAUCAUCAUCAUCAUCAUCAUCAUCAUCAUCAUCAUCAUCAUCAUCAUCAUCAUCAUCAUCAUCAUCAUCAUCAUCAUCAUCAUCAUCAUCAUCAUCAUCAUCAUCAUCAUCAUCAUCAUCAUCAUCAUCAUCAUCAUCAUCAUCAUCAUCAUCAUCAUCAUCAUCAUCAUCAUCAUCAUCAUCAUCAUCAUCAUCAUCAUCAUCAUCAUCAUCAUCAUCAUCAUCAUCAUCAUCAUCAUCAUCAUCAUCAUCAUCAUCAUCAUCAUCAUCAUCAUCAUCAUCAUCAUCAUCAUCAUCAUCAUCAUCAUCAUCAUCAUCAUCAUCAUCAUCAUCAUCAUCAUCAUCAUCAUCAUCAUCAUCAUCAUCAUCAUCAUCAUCAUCAUCAUCAUCAUCAUCAUCAUCAUCAUCAUCAUCAUCAUCAUCAUCAUCAUCAUCAUCAUCAUCAUCAUCAUCAUCAUCAUCAUCAUCAUCAUCAUCAUCAUCAUCAUCAUCAUCAUCAUCAUCAUCAUCAUCAUCAUCAUCAUCAUCAUCAUCAUCAUCAUCAUCAUCAUCAUCAUCAUCAUCAUCAUCAUCAUCAUCAUCAUCAUCAUCAUCAUCAUCAUCAUCAUCAUCAUCAUCAUCAUCAUCAUCAUCAUCAUCAUCAUCAUCAUCAUCAUCAUCAUCAUCAUCAUCAUCAUCAUCAUCAUCAUCAUCAUCAUCAUCAUCAUCAUCAUCAUCAUCAUCAUCAUCAUCAUCAUCAUCAUCAUCAUCAUCAUCAUCAUCAUCAUCAUCAUCAUCAUCAUCAUCAUCAUCAUCAUCAUCAUCAUCAUCAUCAUCAUCAUCAUCAUCAUCAUCAUCAUCAUCAUCAUCAUCAUCAUCAUCAUCAUCAUCAUCAUCAUCAUCAUCAUCAUCAUCAUCAUCAUCAUCAUCAUCAUCAUCAUCAUCAUCAUCAUCAUCAUCAUCAUCAUCAUCAUCAUUAUCUAUCCUAAUAGAUUUCAAUAUUAAUUAA
This is a messenger RNA of Schistosoma mattheei, 1272 nucleotides long. NCBI's taxonomy places the organism in Eukaryota, Metazoa, Platyhelminthes, Trematoda, Strigeidida, Schistosomatidae. The record is from the annotation of a GenBank genome assembly.